Molecule: messenger RNA, 611 nt
Organism: Stegodyphus dumicola
Lineage: Eukaryota; Metazoa; Arthropoda; Arachnida; Araneae; Eresidae
Product: ciliary microtubule inner protein 2B-like
Source: RefSeq, a predicted model, not a curated record
GUUAUAUUUAAUUUUUGAAACAGUUCAAAAGGCAUCAAAAUUGUCCUCCAAAAUAUUUCUCAAAAUUCCUUCAUUCCAAAUCAGUAUAUCAAAGAAUCGGAAUUCAUCAUGUCAGAUAGCCCAGAGAAAAAUUACGAAAAAAAUCCCUUUGCAAUACCAGAACCUUAUUACUUACCAGGUUAUACCGGUCACUGUCCAAGCUAUCAAGAUGUCAUAGGUCAGACUUACGGCAGAGCUACCCAUAGUGUAUUAGAGAACCUUCCAUCACCGCCUGCCCGUCUGAAGCCUCUAACCUCGAUACUGCAGAAUGCAGCUGAAGAUGAAGAUCUCGAAUUAAUAUCUGAGAGAAAGCAAGAUCGCAAAACAAUUUUAUCUACAGAUAUAGCUCCGGGUUACAAAGGCCACAUCCCGCGGGCUUCUUAUCUGAUAGGAAUGAACUUCAAUCAAAGCUGCAUCCGAGGUCUUGCUGAGUUCGAAAAAAAGCAGAAAAGACUACAGGAGCUUUUGUCGCAAUCUCUUCCGAGAAAUAAUGGAUAAGAGAAUUUCGGAAAAUAAAUAUUACUCUUAAUUUAAUUACAUGAAAUACUAAUUUAGCUUCCAUUAAACUUGAU